Adineta ricciae is the source of this 1356-nucleotide messenger RNA. The record is from the annotation of a GenBank genome assembly. NCBI's taxonomy places the organism in Eukaryota, Metazoa, Rotifera, Eurotatoria, Adinetida, Adinetidae.
AUGCCGGCAAAAGUCGAAAGUUUACCUCCGGAAAUCUGGCUUUACACCUUCCAAUAUCUUGAAGGACACGAUUUGAUCCGAGCAUUUGCUCAUCUUAAUCUGUUUUUUACUUCAUUGCUGUGCUCCAGUCACUUACGUUUAAACAUACGGAUUAAGCAAAAUGAGUCCAAUCGACGCUUACCAACAUCUCCUUGGUCGAAAAUUCAUCUUAGCCAAAUAUCGUCACUGGCUGCUGGACAACGAAAAGCUAAUUGCCUCAUUCAAUUCCUUCGCUGGAAUGCAGCAUCUCUUCUUGGUUUACGUUCGCUAUCAGUUUACCUACGAAAAUCGAAACUUGAUGAAAAUAUUCAAUUGUUGACGAUCGCACUUCAACAAAUUCCGUCACUCGUUAAUCUUCGAAUCAAAUAUGGCGGAAAGUUCUGUACAAAUUUCGAUUACUUCGAACCAUUAAUGAUGUACAUAUUUAAUAAGAGAUCUCCGAUACAAAACUGUUCCUUUGACUUCAAUGUGCAGCAUGACAAAAUGAAGACGUCAAAGUGGACAAAUAAUCCAUCGUUGAAAUCCUUUCGAAGCAAUCAAACGUCAUGGACGGAUUUGUUCACUCUGCUAUCGUUUACUCCGUGUUUGUGCUUUCUCCAAGCUGAAAUAAGACCAUCCAUUCUUAAACCCGAUGUGGAAAUCGUUCUUCUUCAGCUCACAAAAGCCAAGCUGAUCUUAAACUCUCCACGUUUUGUUCAACUGGAAGCGUUCAAAGCAAUAGCACCAAAUUUGACGUGUCUGGGUUUGGUAGGCUCGUUCAAUUUCAGAGAUAAAAACUAUUUUAAUGAAACACUAUGGCUUCACUUCUUGCACAAUAUUAAAUCCUAUCGAGUAAAUCUGAGUGUGUUCGUUUGGGGAAGUUCACAUAUACGAACUGUGAACAACUACAUUCAAGAUUUGCGGGAAAAACAGUGUUAUCCGAUCGAAAUUGGUGUUGAUGACGAUUGCGAUCCGAAUGAAAUCAUACCAUAUAAAACAGUAAUACUCUGGGUGACUGUCAAAGAUCAUUUCGAAUCGAUUCGAUUGCUACUGAAAACAGGCAUUAUACGUUCUCUGUGUCCCAUUGAAGGCUUUGCAUUGGCUGCUUGUUCUCUAGCGGCGAAUUUCUGUCUAGAUGCACGAAUACAGACAAUGUUCGAAUUCUUAAAGCUCGCUUUAGGAUAUUGCCCAGUGAAACAGCUCGCCAAAGUGUGUAUUUCACCAGCCGUUGUUUAUAACUUUCAGCAGGAAUGUCAUACAUCGGAUUCAAGAAAAAGAGUUUUAUUAAUGUCUCGAUGUUUGGAUUCACGUGUUUUAUAUAAUCUAGCUCUUUUGUAA